Messenger RNA from Trichoderma harzianum CBS 226.95, 453 nucleotides. RefSeq lists its product as hypothetical. Gene Ontology annotation, molecular function: carbon-sulfur lyase activity. NCBI's taxonomy places the organism in Eukaryota, Fungi, Ascomycota, Sordariomycetes, Hypocreales, Hypocreaceae. The record is from RefSeq and is a predicted model, not a curated record. Bases 1 to 453 code for a protein of 150 amino acids. The transcript has a single exon.
AUGACUCAGUCCUCUUGUCUCUGUGGCGCAAACGUCAUCACCUACGAAGGCACUCAAGAACUCAAGUUCAAAUGCCACUGCGCCAACGAAGGCAAACUCACCGGAGCAUCCCCCUUCUCGCUCAACUUCAUCACCUCCACAGACUCCCUAAAAGUUGUCAAGGGCGAACUCAAGACAUGGGGAUUCGUCGUCGACAGCGGGAAUUUCAUGACGAACCACUGCUGUGGUGAAUGCGGGAGCUUGCUGUACAGGACGUCGAGCGGGUUCCCGGGCAAGAUGGCGGUCAAGAUUGGGUGCGUGGAUGAUGAGGAGAUUCUCAAGACGUUUGUGCCCGAGGUGGAAAUCUUUACGAGGAACAGGCCUAGUUGGGUGCCGGCUGUGGAGGGCGCGGUUCAGAACUGGACGGAUUUUGGAACGGGUGAGGGUCCGGCUGUGGCUGUAGAGGCCAACUAA